GCAAAGCCAGGGCCAGGCCUGUGCGGGUGUCUGAGGGGUGACGUCUCUGGCCAGGGAAACAGCAGAUCUCUCUUCAUUGCGGGAGAGCUCUGAGGCGAGGCGGGAGAGCGGGACGUCCCGCCGGAUGCCAGCCACACAAGUGCUGCUGGCGGCCUGGCCAGCUGCACCCCGGCGCCCCCGUUCCCUUCUGACCACGGUGCACGACGCCACCGGAGCCGACACACCGAGGCCCCCUGAGGAGCCAUAUCCUGAGCAGGCCAACGGGUCUCUCUUGGACGGAGCCUCCGCAGCCCGCUCUCUCCAGCCGAUUAAAUUCAACCCCACAGUGAGACAGAUCGUAAUUAACGAGCACAAAGACUUCACGUUUAACUGCUCCAUUAAGGUGCCUCAUGCCUUGCUCAACCACGACUCUGCCGUCAUUUCCUUGUGGAAGGAUGGGAAGGAGCUGCAGGAGCCAGGCCGCAUGUCCACUCGCUACUACCAGGUGAUGGACGAUGAGGAAAUAACCAUGAUCUCUACCUUCAGCAUCACCAAUGCUCAGCGCUCUGAUAACGGGUCCUACAGCUGCAAACUGAAAAUCCACAGUGAGGAAAUCGUGUCCGACCCUAUCUUUGUCCAGCUGGAAGGCCUCCCCCACUUCCUUCGGCAGCCCCAGAGGCUGAACGUUACCAGGAACCAGCCAUUUAACCUGACGUGCCAGGCGGUGGGGCCGCCCGAUCCAGUGGAGAUUUAUUGGGUUUGGAACAGCAGCAGAGUGAGUGACCAGCCGCACAUGUCCCCCUCCGUCCUGACAGUGCCAGGUCUUAACGAAACUGCCGUGUUCAGCUGUGAGGCUCACAACAGCAAAGGACUCACUACAUCAAACGAAGUGCAGAUCAACGUAAAAGGCGCUCCAGCCGCGCCGGCCGACGUGCGUGUCCAGAACAGAACAGCUCAUGGCUUCGUGGUGUCCUGGGUGCCAGGCUUCGAUGGCUAUUCGCCUCUGCACAGCUGCCGCCUCCAGGUCACAGAGGCGGAUCCCCAGAGCAACGGCUCGUCUUGGACCUGGAACACCUCGGUGCCGCCUCAUCUCCAUCGCCUGCAGCAGCUGCAGCCCCUGGCAGAGUACCGCAUCCGGGUUUCCUGCAGGAAUGAAAUUGCCUGGUCUUUGUUCAGCCCCUGGAUCCCGGCCAACACCACCGAGGGAGCCCCAUCUGCUCCCCCUCGGCAUGUCAACGUGUCGGUCAAGUCCAGCUCCUCCCUGAGAGUCACGUGGGUCAAGCCCCCCCUUGGACGAGAGCACGGAGACCUGCUGCGCUACAAGCUCCUGCACACGUGGCAGGCCGCAGCGGUGACGAAGAAUCUCUCUUCCGAAGCCGAGCCCAACGCCACGGUGGCCACCGUUCCCAUCUGGGCCACUAACGCCACGUACACUGUGCGCGUCGCGGCCGUCACCACGGGCGGGAUCGGGCCCUUCAGCGACCCAGAGACCCUUUUCGUUGAGGGGGACGGUCUGACAGCCACUGCCCCAUCCUCGAGUCCCGUGCCGGGGACCAGCCAUUCCUUGGCCAUGGUGCUGGGCUUUGCCGGGGCAACCGCCACCCUGGGGCUAGUCCUGUAUUUCUUGGUGGUUAUCCGGAAAAGACGGAUGGAAACCAAGUUUGGGAACGCUUUCUGCAGUGACCAAUCGGAGCUCGCCGUCAGCUACACCGCCAAGAAGUCCUACAACCGGCGCGCCGUGGAACUGACCCUGGCCAGCCUGGGCGUCAGCCAGGAGCUGCAGCAGAAGCUCCAGGACAUUGUGAUCGACAGGGAUUCGCUGGCCCUGGGGAAGAUCCUGGGAGAGGGAGAGUUCGGGUCGGUGAUGGAGGGGCGCCUCAGCCUGGCUAGCGACACCGUGGAGAAAGUGGCCGUGAAAACCAUGAAGCUGGAGAACUUUUCCCAGCGAGAGAUCGAAGAGUUCCUCAGCGAGGCGGCCUGCAUGAAGGACUUCGAUCACCCCAACGUCAUCAGACUCCUCGGUGUGUGCCUAGAGCUGAGCUCCCGGCAGAUCCCGAAGCCCAUGGUGAUUCUCCCAUUCAUGAAAUACGGCGACCUGCACAGCUUCCUGCUGCACUCGCGGCUGGAAACGGGCCCCCAGCAGGUGCCGCUGCAGACCUUGCUGAAGUUCAUGGUCGAUAUCGCGCUAGGGAUGGAGUACCUGAGCGCACGGCAUUUUCUCCAUCGAGAUUUAGCGGCUCGGAACUGCAUGUUACGGGACGACAUGACUGUGUGUGUUGCGGACUUUGGCUUGUCGAAGAAGAUCUAUAGCGGGGAUUACUACCGCCAGGGGCGCAUUGCCAAAAUGCCUGUCAAGUGGAUUGCAAUCGAGAGCCUGGCUGAUCGGGUGUACACGACCAAGAGUGACGUGUGGGCGUUUGGCAUCACAAUGUGGGAGAUAGCCACCCGAGGGAUGACUCCCUAUCCAGGCGUGCAGAACCAUGAAAUCUAUGACUACCUCCUUUAUGGUCACCGGUUGAAACAGCCAGAGGACUGCUUAGAUGAGCUGUACGAAAUAAUGUUCGCCUGCUGGAGAGCAGAUCCCCACGAUCGGCCGGCAUUCCCCGAGCUCAGACUCCGCCUGGAGAAGCUAUCGGAAAGUUUGCCCAGCGCGAGGGGAUCCGAAGACGUUAUUUAUAUCAACACGAGCUUGCCAGAGGAGAGCGAGGCGCUGACGGAAGAGUCCGGAUUCCCUCAGAUAGACCUGGCUCUUGAGCCCUGCUACGUAAUCGCAGAGUCCUUUUCCCCCAAGCCAGACGCCACGGUUGUCACCGUGGACGUCCAUCAAAGCAGGCAGCAGGAGGAAAGGUAUGUCCUAAAGGCGGUGACGGAUGAACAGACUGCCAGCUCCGUGCCUCUGGAGGAGGGGUGCACGCCUCUUCUGCAGGGCACCGGCGCCCAGAACGGCAUCACGUGGUUACCGGCCAACAUGCUGCUGGGCAGCUCGUUAGCAGACGAACUGCUGUAUGCAGAUGACUCUUCUGAGGACUCUGAAAUUCUGCUGUGAAAGGAGAACAGGAGAAAUGAGCUAGUGGGGACCAGCAGUUUGCAGCGGAGGUUUCGCUCGGCGUAUUUGUGUCUUGCGGAAGUACCAUUACAGGGUGGCUGGGCCAGUCGAGCUGUCUGGCAAGUGGCUAUGGAAACACAAGCUAUCUGAACUUGUACAAAGUGGUGCCGUAGCAGCUCGCGCUCUCCGCCACCGCGCCUCUUGCUGGUCGAUCCGGGAAUUCGCUCUUCUCCAGCUUCCCAGCCCCUUUCCUGGCCAGUGUCUCGCCUCUCUGCCCUUAUCUGCAAUUCUCCAGGUUCUCCACCACGUGGUGCCCCUUCCCGUGGGUACUGCCACGUGGCAGUGUCCAUGAUCUGGGGUCCUCCCCUCCCAGGGAACCCCAUUACCCCUAAACCGCCACUUGCCUCAGUGCCCCACUGCCAUUUAUCUAGCCCCUUCCCUCAGGGGCAAACUGCAAUCUGAAGGGGUCGCUUUAUCAUUGACCAGCAUGGUUGGACCUGCUGCCAUUCCUGCCUGGCUGCCCCGUACCUCCCCAGGCUCCCGUCGCUGGGCCUCAGCCUGGGGGUUAUUCAGGGUUAUUCAGAGCUCCCCAGCUUGGCCUGCCUUUCCCCCGUACCCGUAGCUAGUAGGCAGCUAGAUCCAUCUCGCUCCUCAGCAGGGCUGAGACUGAGCUCCCUUUACCUGGCUAGCCUCCUUAGGUGUCUAACCGGGCCCUGAUUGGCUGUUCCGAGCCUUUUCCCAAUUGGCUCCCAGCCUCAGCCCUCCCCCCAAGGCUUUUUUAACCCUUUUUGUGCCAGUGUAGGGCAACUGCCCCAUCACAUUUGUCUGUGUCAGGGGUCUGCAACCUAGGGCUCUAGAGCCAACUAUGGCUCAGUACGGAACCAAACAUGGCUCUUCUGUCAUUCCCAAAAUACACACAACUUUUUAAAUUACAAUGAAAAAUGAAUUCACGUUUUUAAAAACAUGUAAUUACUCAUGUCAAGAUGAUUUAUUUGUAUCAAUUUCAUCUUUAAGUGUUUGUUUUAACAACCAUCCAUCCUCUCUGCUCAUUGGAGGUUGUGCAUAUUCUCUUUUUAUUUGAUUGGUCAAGAAAUCUUUCCAUCAUCCAACGUGAUGGUGAACUCUGUAACCUCCAACAGUAAAAAUGGGGAAGAAAAAGAGAGAUGCUGAGUAAUGAAAUUUUCAGAGGGAGUGGAUGGACUUGUCUGCAUUUGUGGAGAGGUCUGAAUUUCCACACUGUCUCAUUUAUAGCGAGAGACUGUUCGCAAACAAAAAACCCAAAUUUAAUGACAAAAUAUGUAGAAUUUGCUACAAAAUACCCCGAGGGUGACACAUGAAAAAAAGCCUGCGAGAAGCUGCAGCGAAAAAUGAACAGUGGACAAAAUUGCCUACUGGCAUGGUCAAAAAAAUAUGGGAGCUUAAACUCUGCAAGUUUGGGGGCUCAUACAGCGUUAUUCGGGAGGGGGAGCCUUUCACUGAUGGGGAUUAUGUUAAGAGAUGCAUGCUAAAAAUUGGUCAAUUAUUUGACGAGUUUCACAACAAGGACAAAAUCUUACAGAAAUUUCAAGACAUGCCAUUAUCAGCAGAACCAGUUCACGACAGAGCUGUGAUUAGUGACAAAUUGAUCAGUGACAAAUGCAAAAUUUGAAUACAGCUACUUAUUUUUCAUUUGCUUUGGACAAAACAACUGACAUGUGGUGUUCAUCAGUUGUGUAUUCUGGGAUGCUAUAUUUGUGAAAAUCUGCACACAAAUAAUUGAGUGAGAUAUUACCAAUGAAAAAUCAAACAAGGGGCGAAGACACCCUUAAAACUGUGAUGACCUUUGUAAACGAGAAAGAAAUACCGUUGGAUAUAAUCUUGUGUCUGUGUGUAUGGACAGUGCACCUAGCAUUGUCGGCAAAUACAGGGGAUUCCUUACUCUUGUCAGAACAGUUGAACCGCCCACUUUGGAACUUUCGUUGCCUAGUGCAUCAGGAGUCUCUCUGUGUGCAAUUUUGUGGAACCGAACUCGGAAACGUAACAGGAUUGGUCCUUCGCAUUGUAAAUUGGAUUCUUGCUCGAGCCUUUAAUCACCGUCAAUUUCAGUCGCUGCUGGAGAAAGUAGAUUCUGAAUAACCCAAUCUACUAAUACACAGUUUUCACUGGUUAUCUCGUACCUAAGUUUUGUCGCAUUUUGCCUCCUGCAUUAAUGAGAUUGUCAUUUUUUUAUAUGAAGGGUGUCAAAUACCCCAGCUUUCAGACUGUGAAUGGUUGCUCAAGUUUUGCUAUCUCGUUGACAUUACUGGUCGUUUGAAUGAGUUGAACCUUCAGUUACAAGGGCAAAAAUAUACAGUCCUGAUUCUGUAGCAGGCAUUGUUUGGAUUGAGUCAUAAUUGACUGUCUUCAUCAAAGAUACCGAGAAGGGCAGACUGGCACAUUUUGAAAAAUUACUAAUGUUUCGUGAUUGCUCGACAAUUGGCAAAACUGCACAAAUUGGCAAACAAAUGGGCUGACAUGAAGAAAUUGGAGCACGAUGAUAAUCUGAUUCUGCAAACCUGGCACAAACUUCCUGUCACAUACACCACCAUGCAGCCUGUCAGCGUGGCCUUAUUUUCAAUGUUUGGCUGCACCUACAUAUGUGUGUAGGCUUUCUCUCAUUUGAAUCACAUCAAGAUUGACGGAAGACUGCCUGAAUGUGUGCACGAAGCUAAAUUUGACCAGUUAUUAUGUAAACUUCAAAGAAAUGUGCGGAAAGAUGCAGCAGUAAAUAAAGUCUUUGAGUACAAUUUUUCAUUUAUGCUAUUAUUAAUGAUCAUGGCAAUUAUUAGUAAUACUAAGUUGUAUAUUUUCAGUCAUGAAAAUGAACAUUCUUAUAUGGCUCUUUGUUGACCACUUUGUUCUUAAUUUUGAUGUCGUUUGGCUCUUGGGUUUGAAAAGGUGCUGACUCCUGGUCUGUAUCAAGUUACACCAGAGAGUUUGAGGGAUUAUGUUUUAAUAAAUCACAACCUGUGA
Messenger RNA from Pelodiscus sinensis (Chinese soft-shelled turtle), 6016 nucleotides. NCBI's taxonomy places the organism in Eukaryota, Metazoa, Chordata, Testudines, Trionychidae. The record is from RefSeq and is a predicted model, not a curated record.